AUACAAGCAAAAAUUAGACAAAGAGGGGAUUAAAGUACAAAGCAUGGAAACAACAAAAGAAGAAGAAGAAGAGAAGCAAGAAGUGUGGAGUUGGGGCGCAGGUACAGAUGGUCAGUUAGCUACUGGGAGAAUUCAAGAUGAACAUCUUCCCCAGUUGCUCCCUUGUUCUCUUUUUCAACACCCCAUCUCGAAUUUAUCCUGUGGUGGUGCUCAUGUCAUUGCCCUUUUGCAAGGUGGAAAGGUGUUAACUUGGGGCAGAGGGACUUCAGGUCAAUUGGGUCAUGGGGAUUUGCUCAGCUGCUCACUCCCAAAGCCUGUUGAAUUUUUGCAAGAUUUUGUUGUGACCUGUGUUUCUGCUGGUUGGAACCAUUCUGGUUUUGUUUCAGAUAAAGGUUGUCUUUUUACUUGUGGAGAUGGCUCAUUUGGCCAGCUUGGUCACGGAGACCUGAAAUCGCAGUGUACUCCGUUGAUUGUCUCAUCCUUUGCUUCUAGGCAUGUUAAAAAGAUUGCUUGUGGUAUGCGCCAUACACUGGCCUUGUUGGAAGGUCCCUCAGGAGAUCAAGUAUAUGGAUUUGGGUCUGCUAAGCGUGGUCAACUGGGUAUACCUUAUGAAAACGUAAGGUAUAUGAGCACUCCUCAGUGUACUCGUGGAUUGGAGGAUAGCAACAUCGUCCGCAUCAGUGCAAAUGGAGAUCAUACUGCAGCAUUAUCUACUGAUGGUCAUAUGUACAUAUGGGGAAGAGGGUUCACUGGCACUUCGGAUAUUAGUUAUCCCCAAUGUGCAAUAUCAUCUACAUCACUCUCCCAGAUGGCUCUUGGAUGGCAUCAUGCUCUAGUAUUAACAGGUAAUGGGGAAGUCUUUAUGUUUGGUGGUACUCGCCAUGGAGUGCUUAGUGAUCAUCAAAAAACAAGCAUGCUGAAGAAAGCAACUCGAAAUGCAGAAGAACCAAAUAAAAUCAUCAUGGAGCGAGUCCCGGGUCUUGAUGGGGUGAAAAUUCUUCAAGUUGCAGCAGGAGCUGAGCACUCAGCCUUAGUAAAAGAGGAUGGUGCAAUCAUGACAUGGGGUUGGGGUGAACAUGGUCAGCUUGGGCUUGGAAGCACGUUUGAUCAAACUACGCCUCAAUUUGUGAGCCUCAAUCAGAGAGAUUCUGGGCAAUACACUUCCAUAAGAGUUUAUUGUGGCAGUGGAUUCACAUAUGUUAUAAGGACAGCUUCACCGUGUUAAAGUAGCCACAUUUGGAUCUUUUUACCAGUCCUAGCAUCCAUAUACUUGACCAAGAACUUGGCAUUCUAUACGACAUAGAGAGUAUACGUUUUAUGAUCAACAGGUGCUGUAUCAUUUAUACUGCCUUCCACAAAACUGUGCAAAUAUCAUCCAUGGCAACUGAUAUCCCGAUGAGGGUCCACCCUGCAUACGGAAAGUGUAAAUGUGGUUGAUGACUUGAUGUAGAAAGUUCGGAAGCAGUCAGAGAAGAGCUAAAAGUAGUUGCACUUAACGCUGGAUCGAUACUUAUUUCCCAACAUAUUUUGUAAGAUCUUAUACCUCGGCUAAUGAUGGUGAUCAUAUACCAGGUCAAGGUGUCUGUAGUUCAUUUAUAAUGCAUGCUAAGACUUAAUUGUUAUACAUUAUGUGGAUUAUGUAUGAUUAAAGCAUUGGGCCUGUGAUUAUUUCCA
Daucus carota subsp. sativus is the source of this 1674-nucleotide messenger RNA. RefSeq names its product ultraviolet-B receptor UVR8. The transcript has 8 exons. Bases 44 to 1225 code for a protein of 393 amino acids. The record is from RefSeq and is a predicted model, not a curated record. NCBI's taxonomy places the organism in Eukaryota, Viridiplantae, Streptophyta, Magnoliopsida, Apiales, Apiaceae.